GAGGGGCUGCAUUGCAGCAAGAAAGGAGGGGAGACGGACACGCCUGGCAGGCCCCCCGCCCAGCCCAAGGCAGCCAGACGCAGCUUCCCCGGUAGCCAAGCAGCAUCUUCUGAAGAGACACACGGACAGAUCAGUUCUCUUUCCCGGAUCCCACCUAGAAGGAGGAAGAAAUGAGGGACACCGUGAACUCCCAGUAUGAUUCCUUCCUUUACUGGAGAAUGCCCAUCCCUGAACUGGACCUCUCCGAACUGGAGUGCCUGGGACUGGCCGACCUCGCCCUCUUCAAGCCCAAGCGGGGCUAUGGCAGCCUCGUGACCGAACAGAAGACCCAGAAGUCGAGUCUGGGGGACCCGGAAGAGGCGGAGAGCGCCCUGCUCCCCUUCAGCAGCUUCAACUUCUGGAGAGCCCCCAUUGCACGCAUCAGCCCUGUAGAUUUCGACCUCAUCUGAAGCCCAGCGGCCUUUUUUUUUAUUACACCCCCAAUUGCAUCUUUUCUGGUGGUGCUUCCUCCCUCCCCAAACUUCUCUGUGGUUCCUCUGUGCCGUGUUCGCGAUUCCACGAGCUGAUGUGUCUGAAUCCUUUGCCAUAAAUCAAAAGUGGACUCUU
Messenger RNA from Pantherophis guttatus, 606 nucleotides. RefSeq names its product MLLT11 transcription factor 7 cofactor (gene MLLT11). Gene Ontology annotation, cellular component: nucleoplasm; cytosol. The record is from RefSeq and is a predicted model, not a curated record. Gene Ontology annotation, biological process: apoptotic signaling pathway; positive regulation of DNA-templated transcription; positive regulation of release of cytochrome c from mitochondria. Lineage: Eukaryota; Metazoa; Chordata; Lepidosauria; Squamata; Colubridae.